Messenger RNA from Tripterygium wilfordii, 2362 nucleotides. RefSeq names its product protein IQ-DOMAIN 14-like. NCBI's taxonomy places the organism in Eukaryota, Viridiplantae, Streptophyta, Magnoliopsida, Celastrales, Celastraceae. Gene Ontology annotation, molecular function: protein binding. The transcript is spliced from 8 exons. The record is from RefSeq and is a predicted model, not a curated record. Bases 509 to 2158 code for a protein of 549 amino acids.
AAUCACUUAAUUCCUUUCUCUCUCUCUUAAUCAUCAACCCAAAAGAAAAUUAUAAAUCCAACAAAAGGUGGUAGGAGAGCAAGAGAAAAGAAAGGAAAGUUCAAUUCAUACCAGCAUAGCAAAGGAGAAGAGAACUUAUUCAAAGAGAAUAAAAGAAAAACUAUGUGAAAAAAGCCAUCAAACGGAUAGAAAAGAUAGGAAAGGAAAGGAGGAGCCAGAAUGUUUCGUAGGAAAGGUCAGGGAGGCUAGACGAGCAAGAAAGGAGUCUUCUUUAGCUGCUUCCACAACAGCUUUUUUUUUUUGAAAGAGUCCCCAGAAUUGGAAGGUUCAUAAGUCAGGAAACCCUAGCAGGAAGAAGGUAUCUCAAUCUUGUCCUGGUUUUCAAUUUACACAAGAAUAAGGAAUUGGGAUGAUUUUGUCUAUAUGUGUUUGUCAUGAAAGAGCAUGGAUGUUGUUGUAGAUCCUUAAAGAUUAAUUCUCAAUUCAUCUGACUUUCUUUUAGAAGUGGAUGAAUUGUGCCGGCCUCUGUGUUAAUCGAUCAAGUGAAGAUACUAAUGCUAGGAACAUGGGAAAGAAAGGGAGUUGGUUUUCCGCGAUCAAGAGGGUAUUUAUACCGCACUCCAAGGAGAAGUUAGCCGAUGUUAAAACAAUCCAGGAACCAGAGAAGAAUAGCACGAAAGAGAAGAAUAAAAAGAAGGGACUAAGAAAGUUGAGGCAUGGAGACACCAAUUCAUUCAUUUCCUUCUUCAGAGAGCCGAAGCCGAGCAGCAUUGAAAAGAUCCUCGAUGAGGCUGAAAGAGAGCAUAAUCUGAUUUUCAGGCCGCCGACUCCUGAGCAUCCCCAAACACCUCCUUUUGUGCCUCAAAGAGUUCCCUCUCCUAGGGUUCCCUCUCCUAGAGCUUCUUUCCAAAGACUUGCUUCUCCUAAGGCUGCAUCUCCCAGAGUUGCUUCUCCAAAGGUUGCUUCACCUAGAGCUGCGUCCCCUAGAGUGGCCUCCCCUAGGAUUUCUCAACACCGCAGUGAGAUUAGCUACCGGCCAGAACCAACUCUAAGGUAUCGCCAUGCUUCAGCUACUAAGAUCCAAGCUGCUUAUAGAGGUUAUACGGCGAGGAGGAGCUUCAGGGCUCUGAAGGGUCUGGUGAGGCUUCAAGGAGUGGUGAGAGGACAGCAUGUGAAGAGGCAAACAUCAAAUGCCAUGAAAUACAUGCAGCUCUCGGUACGAGUCCAGUCACAGAUUCAGUUAAGAAGGAUCCAUAUGUUAGAAAACCAAGCACGCCGCCAAUCUCAGUACCGAAAUGAUAAAGAAGUGGAGAGUAACUUGGGCAAAUGGAACAUGAGCCAGACAUCUGAGGCAGGUAAUGGAGACUGGGAUGAUAGCGUGCUAACGAAGGGGGAAGUUGAAGCAAGGUUGGAGAAAAAGGUGGAAGCUGUUGUCAAGAGAGAAAGGGCCAUGGCCUAUGCAUAUUCACAUAAGUUGUGGAAGGCUAAUCCAAACUCAAAUCUGAAACCUCAAACAGAUAUCCGAUCUGGUGGAUUCCCAUGGUGGUGGAACUGGAUAGAGCGCUCAUUGCCUCCAUCAAACCCUCCGGAAAGCCAAGCAAUAAAGAAGUUUCAACUUACAUCCCCAAGUCCACAUUCUGAGCUGAAGCGUAGCCCGCGACUGGGGGGGUCAAGCACCAACAAAAACAACCAAUUUGGGUUUGAAAACACAGAUGCUACUCCCACGCCAAGAUCAACAAAAUCGAUGAUAUUCCCUGCAGCAAGGCCAGCACGGACUCCACCUCCAUACAGGAUUUCGCAUAACAGUCCAAGCUUGUCGAAGUACUCAAGAGCAAGAGGCAGCGGAGCAGAUUCUCCAUUCAACUUUCCAAUGAAGGACACUGACAGCCUUACUAGCUGCCCUCCUUUUUCCGUCCCAAAUUACAUGGCUCCCACGGCUUCUGCCAAGGCAAAAGUAAAGGCCAGUCCAAGCAGUAGCUGUGAAUCAAAGAGAAGGUCAUCAUUUCCAUUGACACAAGGCAUUGGUUCUUCUUUCAAAUGGAACAAGUUCUCAAGUAAGGAUUCUACUGGCUCUCAUGGGAUAUUAGACUUGAGUAUUGAUUCAACAGUUUCCAUGCCUGCUGGUGUUGGAAGAAAGCAAUUUAACAGAUUUGUGUGAUUUUUCUCCCUUCUAAUUUUUAACCUUCUGCUUUGUUUAUUUCUUUUUGGUGUUUUUGGUUUGCUGAUUGUGUAUUUGAUGAUAAAUAUUGGGUUACAACAUAGUGAUGUAAAAUAAUAAAUAAUCAUUAGAUGGGAAAUGAUGGUUUGAGUGUCACAGGAUUGAGUUUUUGUAAUAGAUUUGUCAUGAAAGUUCUUUUGUUUU